UCCACUAAGGACAUCUCUGUGUACACGUCACUGGGUCUGUCGCCAUCUCAGAUCUACAUCGUAGGGAGACCAACGAAGAAAAUGCAACACCAGUGUCAGUUCAUUGCCGACGGCUACGCGUCUCACCUGUCCCAGCUGGAGUACAAUCAGAGAUCGAGACCCGCUAAGACCGGCAGCACUCGCAUGGUCCUGCGGAAAGGCAGUUUCGGGCUUGGCGGCAGUAGCGAUUUCCUGCGGAAGCGCAAUCACCUGUUGCGCACCAUUUCCUCGCAACCCACAUCCUCCACGCCGCCCGUGCAGAUAGGACGUCCUGAACGUGCGCAGAGCCAAUCGGAAUGUGACCGCGAGCGGGCAGAACGUGCCCAGAGGAGCAUGAGCAUCGCUGCCGGCUGCUGGGGCCGAACCAGCAAACUAGAGGGCGGAGCCCUGAGCCCAAAAUAGGCUCCACCCACCAGGUCCAAAUUAUGGAGGCACUUCGUUCUGGAGGCACAUGGGGCUGCAGGAUCGGACACAACGAAAU
Molecule: messenger RNA, 520 nt
Organism: Sinocyclocheilus rhinocerous
Lineage: Eukaryota; Metazoa; Chordata; Actinopteri; Cypriniformes; Cyprinidae
Product: membrane-associated phosphatidylinositol transfer protein 2-like
Exons: 2
Coding region: 82-441 (119 amino acids)
Biological process (GO): phospholipid transport
Cellular component (GO): cytoplasm
Molecular function (GO): phosphatidylcholine intramembrane carrier activity; phosphatidylinositol transfer activity; phosphatidylinositol binding
Source: RefSeq, a predicted model, not a curated record